This is a messenger RNA of Cherax quadricarinatus, 1074 nucleotides long. The record is from RefSeq and is a predicted model, not a curated record. Lineage: Eukaryota; Metazoa; Arthropoda; Malacostraca; Decapoda; Parastacidae.
UUUAAAAGGAACAAAGUGUAAUGGUUUCAUGAUUGAAAGUCUGAAUUUCCAUAAUAAAAGACUUCAACAAUCCGUUGAGACCUAUAAGAAAAAUUUACUUCAAAAGCAUUGAAGAGAAUGAAGAUACAAGUGACUCACACUCAAUAUCCUCGUACCUACACUGUCUCUGGUGUUGCUGACCUUGGGGCAGAUCGUCAGAAAUUUCCCCUGGAUAAAGGUCAAGGUAGAACUGUUCAGUGUACAGUGGAGAAUUAUUUUUUUGAGACAUACAGGAAAAAGCUGAAGUACCCAAGGAUAAACUGUCUGAAUGUUGGACCAGCAAACAGAAACAUCUACCUGCCAAUUGAGUUUUGCAAGAUUGCUAAGGCACAAAAGGUAGCGAAGAAGCUCAGUGACAAUGAGACUGCACAGUUUAUUAGAAGCACAGCCAAAAUCCCAGCACAGAGGUGCGCCAAAAUCAGAGAGAUUGUUCACAGUCAGAACUUCUCGACUGAUCCACUCAUGAGAGCUCUGCAGUUUUCCAUAUCAGACCAGCCGAUGAAUCUAGAUGGAAGAGUUUUGCCGCCCCCUAGGCUACUGAUGAAUGAAGAGUUGAUACCUGAUAGGGGUGUGUGGGAUGCAAGAAAUCGCCAGUUCUUUACAGGUGCCACCUUGGAUUGUUGGGCCGUUAUUAACUCUGAUGCAUACUACGUCAGGACACAAAAUCUGAGGGCGUUUGUAGGCAACCUUCUAAGAAUGGGACGUGAGCGAGGGAUGAAAAUGCAGCCGCCAGUAGAACUGCUCGAAUUCCAGAAUUCCCACGAUGUCGAUCCAGAGACACUCUUUAAACAGCUCAAAGGAAAACAUAAAAAUAUUCAGAUGAUAAUGGUAGUGUUACCAAAAUCCAAAGAACUGUAUGGUAAAGUGAAGAAAGCUGGUGACAGAGUUGUGAGGAUCAUAACACAGUGUGUGAAGGGUGCUAAUGUGAUGAAGAAUGAACCUGCCACAGUGGGCAACCUUUUGCUCAAGAUCAAUGCUAAAAUGGGAGGCACUAACAACGUGCUCGGUGCCCCCUCACGACCUUUUGUAAAUUAA